AUUUAAUCUUACGCCCGAGGAAUGGGAGAUUGAAAUUAAGAAAAAUAAGUACGUUGAAACUUUGAGGACUACAUCGCUUCCAUUUCCUGAACUUUGUGCACAACUAUUUGAUGGGUCUGUUGCAACGGGCGUUGACAGUUGGGGACCAACUUCAGUUGAACCUAUCCCACAUGGACAUACUUCAUCUGAUGGUCCAAUUGUGGUUGAAGAAGAAGUGGAAUUUCAAGGUGCACAAGCUAUGUCUACAUCAACAGGUCAAUGUUCAAGCCAUAAGCAAUCUAAAAAACUCAAAAGUAAGGGCAAACAAGCAAAUUCAGCCAUUGAUGAAGAAUUUUUGAACGUGAUUCGCUUAGUUGCUUCAAAGCAUGGGAAGCCCGAAGCACCUUCGAAACCUGAACCACCAACUUUUGAUGACUGCAUGAAUAAACUAAAAAUGCUUGGAUGGGAAGAAGAUGACCCACUCUACGGAGUUGCCCUCGCAAUUUUUUGUGAUCCAAAUGAUCUUUAUCGCGAAGCAUGGAUGAAAAUUGAUGCAAAUCUCCUUCCAAAUUGGGUCAAAAUGAUUGGGAAGAAAUUAGGGUUUAUGUAGGUUGUUAAUUUCUUGUGUGUUUGUUUAAACGUAUUUUGGACUACAUUUGGUAUUUAUG
Cuscuta epithymum is the source of this 647-nucleotide messenger RNA. The record is from the annotation of a GenBank genome assembly. NCBI's taxonomy places the organism in Eukaryota, Viridiplantae, Streptophyta, Magnoliopsida, Solanales, Convolvulaceae.